Molecule: messenger RNA, 1254 nt
Organism: Ochlerotatus camptorhynchus
Lineage: Eukaryota; Metazoa; Arthropoda; Insecta; Diptera; Culicidae
Product: RIB43A-like with coiled-coils protein 2
Exons: 2
Coding region: 109-1254 (381 amino acids)
Source: RefSeq, a predicted model, not a curated record
GCGUAGGGUUAUUUUCGGUCAUUACGACAGGACGGUUGGUGGUUGAAUAGUUUGAAGAUUUUUCCACACGAUUUUGCACUGCGGCACUGGGGACCACUACGUCACAGAAUGUUAAAUUCGCUUUACAUCAAACACCAGGACUUGAAGGAGGCGGCCGCUAUCGAACGCCGACGCCAGUACGAGGAAUCCCGCAGGCAGCGAAUUUUUAACGCACGCCGUCGGGUUAUCGGGAUUGACACUGCAGCAUUGGAUCAUCAGUUGAAGGAAAAGCACGAGAUAGAACAGGAGGAGCUUGAACGCAAGCGAAAGUUCGAAGAGGAGCAACGUCGCCAGAAUCAGCUCGUUCAGCAGAAGAACCGAGAGCAGCAACUGCUCCGUCACCAGCUGGAAAAUGAUGUCAAUCACUUUCGAUCGCUGCACCAACGGCCGGAGCAAUCCCGGGACUUUGACUUGUUCGACCCAAAUGGGCUGAAAAAGACCCUUCCCGCGAGGCUUGGAGACGAUGAUCCACGUUUGACCGUGUCCGGUGCACAAAAGUUCGAUGGCGAAGAUUUGACGGAGAAGGAUCGUAAAAGAAUCCAGAUGCAGCAGCAACGUUCCUGGCUCGAGCAGCAGAUCCGAGACAAGCGUCAGGCCGAGAUGGACCGCGUGGCUGCGGAGAAAUUUCUGGAGGAAACACUGGAGGCUCGAGAACAGAGGGUCCGCCAGUUGGCUGCUGAGGAACGCACCACACGGCAUAGGAUCCAGGGGAAUGUCGACCAGUUCAAUCGACAUCUCAUGCAACAGCAAGAAUACGACCGGCAGCAGAAGAAACGCGAGGAAGAAGAAGACAAUCUGGCUGAGAUCUACAACCACCUGACAAGCGAUAUUCUCACGGAAAAUCCGGAGGUUGCAGCGAGCAGCUUGGGCCCUAACAGAAUUAUACCAUACGCAUACAAGGGAAUGGGUCCGGAAGAACUGGAGCAAAUUAGAGUCGGACAGCUUCAGCAAAAGGAAGAGCUGGAACGUCGUCGGCAGGCAGAGCAAAACCACAAGGAAGCAUGGGACCAACUGGCAAAUGAUUUCGACAACACGGUUGUACUAAAGGAUCGGGAACUGAAUCGACGGCGCCAGAAGCUGGCUGAACAGAUCCGGCGGGAGAAUUCGCAGCUUUCGGACGAACAGCAACGCAAGCUGGCCUUUUUGGAUCGAGAAGUCUAUCAGAAUCGACCAACUAUGGCAUACUUCGAGCAGUUUAAUACUACUAGCCGAUAA